Terrapene triunguis (Three-toed box turtle) is the source of this 933-nucleotide messenger RNA. RefSeq names its product immunoglobulin kappa light chain-like. The record is from RefSeq and is a predicted model, not a curated record. Bases 1 to 933 code for a protein of 310 amino acids. The transcript is spliced from 6 exons. NCBI's taxonomy places the organism in Eukaryota, Metazoa, Chordata, Testudines, Emydidae. Gene Ontology annotation, biological process: regulation of immune response. Gene Ontology annotation, cellular component: cell surface. Gene Ontology annotation, molecular function: MHC class I protein binding; coreceptor activity.
AUGAUCUUUGCGAAAUACCUCAUUUUAUCUUCUUUAGCGCUAGGAGUGCAGUUAUUCCUGUACCAGACUCAGCAGAUCCAGUUUGUUGACGUUAGUGACACCGCAAAGAUCCACUGUUCUUCCAAAGAAAACUUGGAAGGAGGCAGUAGCAUAUUUUGGUAUUUGAGAAGAGAAGGUGAGAAACCCACCUGCAUUAAGAGCUGUUUGGAUGAUCAAAAAGUAGGUAAAUUUGUUUGCAAACACAAGACACACAGCUCGACACUGGAAAUCAGCAACGUCCAAAAGACUGACUCUGGCAUUUACUACUGUGCAGUUAGAAUUACCAGCUCCCUGAUUUUCGGGAAUGGAUCCACACUCAUUGUUGGAGACAGUUAUACCAACAGCAGCUGGGUGAUGCUUCUGGUCCCAUUUCCACAUGGCAGUCAAGUCACUGGGACAGCGAAUCUGGCCUGUGUGAUCCAUGGAGUGUCCAGCCCAGUCCAUGUUUCCUGGAGUGUUUCUGGGGAUCUGCAGGAACAGGGGCUGACGCGCUCAUUGAAAGCAAAGGAUGGAUCUUUAACGCUCAUAAAUCACAUCAACGUCCCCAGGGACACCUGGACCAGUGGGAAGAAUUUCACCUGUGAAGUCAAAUUCAACUCUUGUGGCAGCAGUGUGAAGAAAAGUACCAGGUAUCCUGCAGCCCACACCAGUAGUUGCCUGCCUUCCAUUGUGUCCCUGGCGGUGCUGAGUGCCCUGAUGCUGUUGACGGUGUCUCUGAGUCUCAUCUGGACCCUCAUCUGUCCCAGGCUAGGAUUUCCGCCCAGGAGCUCAGCGCCUCCAGCUUCACAGGAGAAUCAGGGUGGAAUCUUAUACGCUCAUCUGGAUUUUGAUUCGCGGAAUCGUGAUGGGCGCAAGAUGCAGCGACCGGCCAGAGGGAAGCGUGUAAAGCCAUAA